Molecule: messenger RNA, 518 nt
Organism: Aureobasidium subglaciale EXF-2481
Lineage: Eukaryota; Fungi; Ascomycota; Dothideomycetes; Dothideales; Saccotheciaceae
Exons: 1
Coding region: 113-481 (122 amino acids)
Source: RefSeq, a predicted model, not a curated record
AUUCAGGUCUUAGGUUAUAUCUAGCUGAGUGCGUUACCGUGCUCAUUGAUGUAUAAUCUUUGAUUGUGGACGUGUUGUCGUCGAUAAACAUGUUUCCGUUCCUGUCAAGGGCAUGACCCUGGCACGGGCUGAACGAGCAGGGUUGCUUGAGCUCUUGGCCGUAUCGUCAUGGUCAUUCACAAACAAACCACAUAUUCUGCGCACACGUGUACAGAAAUGUCAAACCCAACAAGACUACAGGUGUACUCUUCAUCAUAUCCAAGGACAGACACAUCACUUCAAGCGCAAAAACAGUGGUCAAGACAUGCGUAGGGUAGAGAAGUGGAAAAUAAUUGCUCGCUUAUUCGAAAACAAAACAAAGGAUUCCCUAGGUAUCAUUCUGUGUAUUCCCCGGGCGCUAUCCUCUUUGGACAAACUAAAACUACAUUAUCGACCGAUUUUGUGUGUUCGCAGCUUUUUGGGUGUUGUCGUAGUAAUGUGAAGAGGUUAUCAUCAUUAUUCUUUCGUUGAAUCCAUCA